Messenger RNA from Apiotrichum porosum, 3225 nucleotides. RefSeq names its product peroxisome biogenesis factor 10 (gene PEX10). NCBI's taxonomy places the organism in Eukaryota, Fungi, Basidiomycota, Tremellomycetes, Trichosporonales, Trichosporonaceae. Gene Ontology annotation, molecular function: zinc ion binding. The coding region runs from base 1 to 3225 and encodes 1074 amino acids. The record is from RefSeq and is a predicted model, not a curated record. Gene Ontology annotation, biological process: protein import into peroxisome matrix. The transcript is spliced from 10 exons. Gene Ontology annotation, cellular component: peroxisomal membrane.
AUGGAUAGCACGCGCGCAGUAGUGCACCAGCUUAGCCAUUCCCACUCUCCUCCACAAGGGAGUGGGGCGGCUUCCCAACAGGCCGACCCAUACUCGCGCCUCGAGCCGGAAAGCGCAUCCCAGGCCCAAAUCCUUAGAUCACAUCAGCGUGAUACGGCGCAGGUGUCGCGCUUGACAGAACUCGUGUCGGAGCUUCUGCGACACAUGGGCGGCACUCGCUGGCUUGCCCAUAGGCAGACAUUUGUCGACCUUGCAGUCCGUGCAGUUUACCUCUUCCUCACCUUUGGUCGCGGUCGUCAGACCCUUGGCGAGGAAUACACGGACGUGCUCCCUAAUGUGCUCUCGUACAAGCUGCCGCCAUCCCGGAGGCGUCGAUUCCUCACCAUAUUCCUACUCCUUCUUCCCUCGGCACUGACAUCUCCGUCUGCCCUGCACUAUAUGCGGGGACAGCCUGGAGAUGACUCCCGGUGGGGCCGCGCAAAGAGGCGCAUCGUGUCCUUCCUGGAGUCGCCUGUGGGUCAGAGCUUGCCCGAGAUUCACCUCGUGCUCUUCAUGUUCAGCGGCAAGUUCUACGAGGUCGCACGCCGACUCACUGGCGUUGGUUACAUCUCCGACCUGCCUCCCCGUCCACCAGAGGCGCGUGCCCCGUCAUACGAGCCUCUCGGCUUUAUCAUGGCUCUCCCCCUUCUCUACCGCUUGUUCCCUUGGCGCGGCGGGGAUUCGCCUUCCCCGUCGACGACAGUUGCCGCGAUCUUGCCCAAGGAAAAGACGGAUGUGGUGCCGUCGUCCGUCGCUGCACCAGAGGACUCUGUCGUUGUGACGGCGGAGACCGACUAUGACGCCAAAAACACAUACCUCACCGCCGAGGCCCUCGAGCUCGACGAACGCGAGCUUGCCACAGGGACUACCCCACCCACGGGCCACCGGCUUGACCGCGCAGACGCCACGAACCCCACGCUGCUUCUUCGAGCCAAACAUUCGUCACAUCACUCCCCUCUUUUCCUUCCACUACCACCUCUUUCACCACCCAAACGCGACUGUUCUUGCCAAGCAAAACGUUCACGCCGCGGCCCGGCCACCACUUCUCGGCAUCUCCUCGCAUUCAGACCAAUGCGGGUGGUGCCGUUCCCCAAGCCCGUACUCCGGAGUAGGCUCUUCGCCGACUAUCCAGAGCUCGCAACCCUCAACCGCGACUGCGGCGGCGUCCUCCUCCCCAUCAGCAUGCAAGUGCUUGAUGCUUGUCUCAGAAUGGCAUCUGUUGUCGAUAUGGCGGCCGACGCGACUCCAAAGGAGAAAGAACAGGUACAUGCGUGGAUCGACGAGCUCGAUCUGGACAAUAAGAGACGGCGAUAUCCGAUCAGUCGAGACGACAUCAGUGACAUGGCCGGCCCGAGUGCCUCGCCAGAGCGUGAUCGCGACGGAGACGGCCUGAGAAACCCUCUGUCUCCUACCAUGUACUCGGCCUCGGACCGCGGCGAGGGUACUUCAGAGGGAUACAGCGCCAUCAGUGCAGUACAGCUGGACGACUUGAAGCGGGACAUGACCCAUAGCCUCAAGCGUGAGCUGGCACAUUUGCGAGGCGAGAUGCGUCGUGACUUUGACGCCUUUCUCGUAAAUCAGAGUCACACCAAGCCCCGGCUUACUCCGUCGGUUGAGGAAGAUGAGGAGCCAGGCUUGCCUGACAUUGUGCCAGCCAGCAUCCGUCAAGCUCAACCCUCCAACGUGCCAGUUGCAGGUCCCAGCUCCAAUCGGGCGCAAUCGGCCGACAGGCCACUAUCACAACCGGUGGCGAGGCGUUGGCGACAACAGAAUGACCUACACGAUCCAUCAUGGACUCCUCGGAUCAGUGAAUCCGCCAACGACAGCCGCGCAGUCUCAUCGCGCGGCCUACCACACACUCCUCCGCAGGAACACCCCGCGCUACCUACUCUGCAAUCUCCCUUCUCGCCACGACGGAGCUCGUUCGUGCCACCCCAAUCGUACCAGCCUCCGUCAUCACAACCUCCCCCACCAACGCAACCUCAAUCUCAGUAUCCGCAUCUUCCUCCUUCUGGCGAGGCCCAGCAGUACAACACCGCAGUGUCACUUCAACAAGGGCAGCACUAUCCGGCGCCAAAUCCUGAGCCCCCAUUGUCGCCGGAACAGCGAUUUGAACAGCAGUACGCAAAGUAUGCCGCCCAGUUGCAGUCGUCCCAGCAACCCCAACAACCCUCUCAUGUGACGCCUCAACGGCAGUACACCUCUCCUCCACCGCCUCAGCAACAAUAUCCUUCCCCCUUACCUCUGCAGCAGCAGUACACUUCCCCCCCACCGCCUCAACAGCAACACUCUGCAUCCUUGUCGCCAGAGCAACGGUUUGAGCAGCAGUAUGCUCAGUAUGCCGCUCAAAUCCAGGCAAAGCAGCGGAACCCAUCCCCGAUACCACCUCCGCAGCAGUACCAGCAGACCCACCAGCAGCCACAGCCACAGCAGCAGUAUCUGCCGUCGCCAGUGUCUCCUCCGCGGUCUUCGCCUAUGCCUGUGCCACCAGGACCGGGUCCUCCCUCUGUCCCGCCUCCGCCUCAGCUUCCAUCGCACUACCCUCCAGGACCCCCACAGCAGGCAGGGCGGACACCUGUCCCCACCUCUUCCUUUCCGCAGAACUCGUUUCCGCAAAACGCUAGGCCGACAAGCUUGGUCCCCAACAUUCCGACCAGCUCGUUCCCAAAUCGGUCAUUCCCGCCUCCGACCUCUCCAUCAGCCUCGAGCGCCUCGAGCUUGUACCCUUCGGGCUCGUUCCCAACGAGCUCAUUCGGUUCCGCCAUGGCGACAGUCGCCACAUCCUCAGCGCCACUCAGGUCGCCAUCUUGGCAACCCCCCGGUGCACUACCGGCAAGUUCAUUCGCGUCCAGUUCCACCCCCAUGAGCGCAUACCCUUUCACGACCUCCCCCAAGAGCUACACGCCCAACAGCUCGAGGUCUGUGCACGGUUUCGUGCCCCCGGUCCAGUCCCAGCUGCAGCCGCGGCAACAGCCGUCACGACAACGUCAGCGGUUGCAGACGGGCCCGCAGGUCCCGCCCAAGCUGGGUGGCCGCCUGGCCCCACCAGCAGAUACCGGUGGCACCAGUACGCCCCUGCCCGGCAACUUGCCGUGGCCAAAGGACUUCCAAAAGUUCUUUGCACAGGAAGAAGCGGCGCAUGCAGGCGUCGUGAAGACUCUGGGUGUGCGGCCGCCGUUGCGGUGA